AUGCUCCCCGUUCUCGCGAUCCCGGUGUUCUGCGUCGCGACAUGGGUAUCCGCGCUGAACGAUCCGUCAUCAGAUUUACCCGGGUUUGGCAAACCGUUGAACAAUCUCACAGUCUCGGUGGGCCGCGAAGCCAUUUUCACCUGCAUCGUCGAGGAUCUCGGACCAUACAAGGUAGCGUGGCUACGAGUCGAUACGCAGACGAUUCUGACGAUAGCGACUCACGUUAUUACGAAGAAUCAUCGGAUCGCUGUGACACACAGUGGCCAUCGUGCGUGGUCUCUGCACAUAAGAGAAACGCGCAAGACCGACAGCGGUUGGUACAUGUGCCAGGUUAAUACUGACCCGAUGUCCAGCAUCACUGGAUUUCUCGAAGUCGUUGUGCCGCCGGAUAUCCUGGACUAUCCCACCAGCACGGACAUGGUGGUGCGGGAGGGUAGCAACGUGACGCUACGGUGCGCGGCGACAGGAACACCGGAGCCGACGGUCACGUGGCGUCGCGAGGCGGGCGACACGAUCAGCUUGUCGAACUGGCAGGCGAGGAGUAUCGUGGGCCCGGAGCUGGAAAUAACGCGAAUCACGCGUCUCCAUAUGGGACCGUAUCUCUGUAUAGCGUCCAACGGAGUGCCACCAACAGUCAGCAAGCGGAUCCUCCUCACUGUACAUUUUCAGCCAAUGGUUUGGAUCGAGAAUCAGCUAGUGGGUGCUUACGAAGGACAAACUGUUACGUUGGAAUGCCGCAGCGAAGCCCAUCCUAGUCCUAUCACUUAUUGGGCAAGGCCAUCGAAUGAAACAAUUACCAAUGACGAGAACUAUAAGGUCGAAACAAUUCCGAAAGGAUUAUACGAAAUGCUUAUGAAGCUCGUCAUAAAAUCCGUACGCGCGCAGGAUUUCGGAUCCUUUCGAUGCGUGGCGACAAACUCCCUCGGAGAGACCGACGGGAAGAUAAAACUUUACAGGAUCGAUAAGCCGCCAACGACGCGCAGACCAGGCUCGAGGCGGGAGUCGAAGAAAUCAUGGAAGAUCGAUCACGGCCACGAGAAAAAAACCAUCGGUAUGAAAGACGAGCCGAUGCUGAAGGGCGACGAUAUUAGCGAUGAACAGAUCGAUUUUCAAUCGGCCACGGCCUCAUCGUCGUUUCAUCGUCAUUUAUUUACGAAUUUCGGGAUAACUGCCAUGACUGUGAUACUGGCCGGUGGUUUAUCCACGUAGGCCAUCGUUGUGCACCUAGGGACUAUUAACGCGAAGAAAAUUAACGCAAUAUAGAAAGCAUUUGCCAGACACGAGACGUCUAAUCGCGGUGAACGUUACAACGAAGGAAGAUCGAUAAAAGAAUGACACUGCGUAGGAAUCACUGCUCUCCGUGAAAGAUCUCUUCCUGUUGUACAUGAAAUUUGCGUAAAGCAAAGCCUAGAGAGAAGAGUCAUUUUUACGUGGAGUCCGGAAUACUUGGCUGAUCAGG
This is a messenger RNA of Wasmannia auropunctata (little fire ant), 1459 nucleotides long. RefSeq names its product neurotrimin-like. The transcript is spliced from 8 exons. The record is from RefSeq and is a predicted model, not a curated record. NCBI's taxonomy places the organism in Eukaryota, Metazoa, Arthropoda, Insecta, Hymenoptera, Formicidae. Gene Ontology annotation, cellular component: neuron projection. Bases 1 to 1209 code for a protein of 402 amino acids.